AUGGCGACCCUCACCAACGGCUCUGGGCCGAACCCGUCCCAGCAGCCCAAGGCCAUCCGCUUCGUAAACAACCAGGGACAGCCGCCGCAGAAGCGCAGGAGGAUCAAUGCAGCACGCAAGACACGCUGCGCUGGCGAGCAUCCCGAAUGCUCGACCUGCAACAAGAACGGGCACAAGUGUCUUGGAUACUCGGACGUGCCGGACAAGAAGAGAGACUCGGUGAGCGGGCCAGGCGGCGACGAUGCGUCCUUCGAUCGCGAUGGUGGCGACUACGCCGAGGACGAGAUGCACGAUGAGCAUCGCCAGUGGAGACCGAAUAGGAACGGCAUCAAGCGACAGGACACCGACGACAGCGCAUCAUCGUCGCGUCGCCUAUCGGAAUCCGCCCACCAGGCCGGCUUCCCUUCCGUACGACUCAAGACCGAGAGCGUAGACUGGGAGGAACAGCAGACACAGAGCCGACAGGCAUCGGAUACGCGCAGCCCGAGCAUUCGGUCUCCCGAGCUGCGACACCAUCAAAACGACAGCUACAGGACGCCGUACUUUCGCUACUUUGGGCCGACGGCUAUUGUCCCCGGCUUCAAGCAGAUGGUCGUGAAAGUCCGCGAUAGGCGACGAAGCUCCAUGUCGGCAACUUCCCCGAGCUCCGGCGUGUCGUAUCCCAGCAUCUACACGUCGGUCCAUUCAGACCAUGAAGGUGACCAGUUGGAGGACAUACCUGUAUAUGAUCCCCACGAUGCCAGCCCGGUCCACCCGGUCAUCCUCCAGCUGGUCGACAUCUUCUUUACUCACCUCGGCUGCAAUUAUCCAUUCCUCCGCAGAGACAAGUUCCCCAGAAUGGUCCAGGAGAAAAGGGUAGAGCCGUUCCUUGUAGACGCCGUCUGUGCUCUCGCAGCCCGGUUUUCCGACUCGCCGACUUUCAAUAGGUCUAUCGCGGGGAAGCUCUCCAAGGCAGACAAUGGCCAGCAGUUUGCAAACCGGGUCAAGCCCUUGAUUGUGGAGACCUUCCCGUGUCCCUCCGUAGCAGCUGUACAGACUUGUUUGUUGAUGGCAUAUGAAGGUUUCGGCGCAGACCAGGAUAGCGCCUUGUGGAUGUACCUGGGAUGUGCCAUCCGCAUGGCGGUCGACCUGGGUCUGCACAAGAAAGCCGGAGUCAAAUAUCAGGGCGAGCGCGACGCAUGGUACACGCGAUUCUAUAACAGAAAACCCAGUGACCAUGACCUGCCUCAGUUUAAGCCUGGCGAUGAUGAGGUCCCCCUGAGCUUGGAGGAACAGAAGGAGCUGGAGCAGGAGCGUAUCGACACCUUCUGGUCCGUCUUUCUCCUUGACCGCAUUAUCUCAUCCGGCACAGGCCGCCCGGUCACGUUCCGCGACGACGACUACGAGCUUGAGAUGCCCAGAACAUCGGUAGACCCAGUUGCCUACCCAGACCCGUUUCCGGCUCUGGUCCACAUCAUCUAUCUCUACGGGCGAGUGUCGGAUGUCUUGAACAAGGUGAUCAAGCCUAGCGACCUGACUCAAGCGAGGAUCGAGCGACUUGUCGUCAUGGAGCACGAGCUCACCAGGCUCCACCAGAAGCAGCACGUAAGAUUGCGUUUUGAUGCUCAGAAUUUUCAGAAAUAUGUGGAAAGGGGUCAGGGCACCACGUUUAUUCUGUUGCACCUUUGGUUCCACGCCUUGAUCAUUGUGCUGCAUCAACCGACCCUUCUCGCACCGCUGAUCGAGAUUGACCAGGCGCAUGAACUGGCGCCGCACAGCCGGGAGUUGUCCAUGUCCAGCGCCAAGACCAUCGCAGACAUACUUGCCUUCAGUAACCUCAUCGACGCGAAGAGUUGCAUUGGCAACCCGUUCACCUCGCAGCCCAUCUACAUCGCCGCGUGCGCUUUUCUCGUCGAAUCGGAGAAGUCCAACGCAUCACAGCCGGUCUCGAGGGAUGCCACUCCGGCAAGAGAAAAUGGUGGCUUCGCGGUACCACGACCCGUCGGGCCAAAGACCAGUGCUUCGUCGGGCACAAGGCAGUCUAGGAGACACACGCUCUUGGCCUCGGCCGCAACUCAGAACUACCAAGCGUGCUACAAGGCGCUUGAGUAUCUGCACGCCUACUGGGGCGGGAUCAGAUAUAUAUUGACAGCCUUGAAUCAGAAAUCCGAAGGAAUCUGGGACUGCGAGACCUACACACGCGAAGAAUACGAGAGCACCAAGCUACCUCGUCGUAGCGGAUCAAUCCAACGUUUCAUCACGAAGGUCGAACAGCACCCGUCGCCAACUCCAGGGCCACCUUUGGCUUGGUCGCUGACCGGAACCACGAAUUCCCCAAACUCGAGCUUGACCCUUCUGUUCCAGAACCCGCCCGGUAACCCAGCUAACUCCAUGCCAUCCGCCCAAGCAUGCGGUCCCGCGUCCGCGCCCACGCCGCCUGGCAACAUGAUCUACGAUCCGAUACGCCAAAGCCUGCCCGAGACGGCCCAGAUGUACCCUCCUGCGUACCCCCAGCCGAACACGUCCGCCUUGCGACAUUCCAUGAACCAGCCUCAACCUCGUCGGAUGUCAGGCACAUCUAACCAGAGCAAACCCUUGCUCCGAUUCGAUGGUAUGGCCCCUGAUGAUGCUCGCACAACUCCGACUACGCCGGACUCCAAGGUCCAUCUUGCCCUGCCCUCGCAACCUUGCACUGCCACAGUUGGCCCAAAGUCAUAUACACCGUCAUCGCAGCAAUCUUCAGUAUAUGAUACAACAUCUAACUACCAAGUAGGAGCCUCGCCGACCAGCACCAUGACGGACCUGAACUCGGCACAGUCCCACAACGGGACCGGGGCAAACUCGAGCAACACGCCCACGGGGACAUAUACGUCGGACAGCGGACCGUCAAACUUUGCUCAGAGCGGGCUAGCAUCCAGCGGGUAUUCCUAUCUUGGUCCAACGGGCCAGAGCAUGUCCCUUGUCACGUACGACAACGAGACGGACAUUGGCCAGCACUUGACCAGCUUCGAGUCGACAGACAUGAUGAGUUGGUUCGGGGAGUAUUUUCCUGGCGAUAUGAUGGGUCUCUAUGAUAAUGGUGGGCCCUCUCUAGGGCAAUGA
Molecule: messenger RNA, 3081 nt
Organism: Neoarthrinium moseri
Lineage: Eukaryota; Fungi; Ascomycota; Sordariomycetes; Amphisphaeriales; Apiosporaceae
Exons: 3
Coding region: 1-3081 (1026 amino acids)
Biological process (GO): regulation of DNA-templated transcription; DNA-templated transcription
Molecular function (GO): DNA-binding transcription factor activity, RNA polymerase II-specific; DNA binding; zinc ion binding
Source: RefSeq, a predicted model, not a curated record